AUGGUAGAAUCAGAUGAUGAUGCAGAUGAUGCAAAGUAUGCACAGGUAACAACCUCCUGCUCCAGUUCCCGUUCCACCAGUUGCAACUGGACCAGAUUUUCGUGCUUUCUUCAGAAUGAAUCCUCCAGAAUUUGUGGUGGUCUAGAUUUGGUAUUGGCUCAUGAUUGGUUGGCUGUAAUGGAGAGAGUGUUUCAGGCCAUCCAAUGUACUGAAGAGGAGAAGGUCAUCUUUGCAACUCAGAAGAUGACAGAACCUGCUGCUAGGUGGUGGAAGACGGCGUCUACCAUCUUCACUACCCAAGGGAUUCCUAUGGACUGGCAACACUUCAAAACAGCAUUUCUGGAGAAGUACUUCCCUAACAGUGUACGGACUCAGAAAGAAAGAGAAUUUCAGAACUUCAAGCAAGGCAACAUGUCAGUUUCGGAGUAUGAUGAUAAGUUUGAAGACCUGGCUGAUUACUCCCGACAGGCUGCCUAUGCUCCUGAUGAACUAUGGAAGAUUGAUCAAUUGAAGAGGGUUCAAGAAGAGAGAAGUCAGAAUAGGGCAAGUUUUAGAGAGCAAGGAAGAUCAGGACAGUAUCUAAAGUCCCGCAACUCUCCGACAAAGAAGAAGCAGGAUCAUGGUGACCAGUCAUCUCUACCUCCUCAGUGUGAUAAGUGUAAGAAAAGACAUCGUGGGAAUUUUAGGCCUUUUGGAGCUGCUUGCUAUGAGUGUGGUGAAAUGGGCCACAUGGCUAGGCAUUGUCCAAAGAAGAAAGCUCCUGAGAAGACCACGGGUCGUGUGUAUACCUAG
Vicia villosa (hairy vetch) is the source of this 792-nucleotide messenger RNA. RefSeq lists its product as uncharacterized. Gene Ontology annotation, molecular function: nucleic acid binding; zinc ion binding. The record is from RefSeq and is a predicted model, not a curated record. Lineage: Eukaryota; Viridiplantae; Streptophyta; Magnoliopsida; Fabales; Fabaceae. The transcript has 2 exons. Bases 1 to 792 code for a protein of 263 amino acids.